Molecule: messenger RNA, 987 nt
Organism: Pneumocystis jirovecii RU7
Lineage: Eukaryota; Fungi; Ascomycota; Pneumocystomycetes; Pneumocystales; Pneumocystaceae
Exons: 7
Coding region: 1-987 (328 amino acids)
Biological process (GO): peptidyl-serine dephosphorylation
Cellular component (GO): FAR/SIP/STRIPAK complex
Molecular function (GO): protein serine/threonine phosphatase activity
Source: RefSeq, a predicted model, not a curated record
AUGAGAAAUAUAGGAAUAAUUUGUUUGGUAAAAGAAGGUAAAGACGUUUUCUUAAAGAUGGAUGUAGACAUUUGCAUUGAAAAAUUAUAUAAAAAACAGCUUCUUAGUGAGCCAAUUAUCGAAACCAUCUGUGAUCAUGCAAAAAGACUUCUUAUGGAGGAAAGUAAUGUUCUUCAUAUAUGUUCUCCAGUUACUGUUGUUGGUGAUAUCCAUGGGCAAUUUUAUGACUUGGUUGAAAUUUUUAGGAUUGGUGGAUUUUGUCCGGAUACUAAUUACCUUUUUUUAGGAGAUUAUGUUGAUAGAGGGCUUUUUAGUGUAGAGACUAUUUCUUUGCUUGUAUGUUUAAAACUAAGAUAUCCAAAUCGUGUUCAUCUUAUCCGUGGAAACCACGAAUCACGAAGUGUAACUCAAACAUAUGGUUUUUAUACAGAAUGCAUUCGUAAAUAUGGAAGUGCUAAUGUAUGGCAUCAUUUUACUAAUAUGUUUGAUUUUUUGACAUUAUCUGUUAUUAUCGAUAAUAAAAUAUUUUGUGUUCACGGAGGUUUGUCUCCGUCUAUCCAUUCUAUUGAUCAAAUAAAAAUUAUCAAUCGUUUCCGAGAAAUACCGCAUGAGGGUCCUAUGGCAGACCUAGUAUGGUCAGAUCCAGAUCAAGAUAAACGUGAUUUUUCUAUUUCACCAAGAGGAGCAGGUUAUACAUUUGGCAUCGAUAUUGUACAAAAAUUUCUUGAAAUUAAUAAUAUGGAACAUAUUUUACGUGCACAUCAACUAUGUCAUGAAGGAUAUCAAGUCUUGUAUGAUGGAAAACUGUCUACUGUAUGGUCAGCACCAAACUAUUGUUAUCGUUGUGCAAAUCUAGCAUCUAUAUUAGAAAUAUAUGACAAUGGGGAAAGAAAAUUCAAUGUCUUUGAUGCUGCACCAGAAAACGAACAUGAUAAUCCAUCUACAAAUAACAACCAAAUCAAGUCACCUGUUGAAUAUUUCUUAUAA